Messenger RNA from Leishmania mexicana MHOM/GT/2001/U1103, 2622 nucleotides. RefSeq lists its product as hypothetical. The coding region runs from base 1 to 2622 and encodes 873 amino acids. Gene Ontology annotation, molecular function: histone pre-mRNA stem-loop binding; mRNA binding. Gene Ontology annotation, biological process: mRNA 3'-end processing by stem-loop binding and cleavage; mRNA transport. The record is from RefSeq and is a predicted model, not a curated record. NCBI's taxonomy places the organism in Eukaryota, Euglenozoa, Kinetoplastea, Trypanosomatida, Trypanosomatidae. The transcript has a single exon. Gene Ontology annotation, cellular component: cytoplasm; histone pre-mRNA 3'end processing complex.
AUGAAGCAGCAGCAGCAGAGUUUGACGAUGCGGCAGCGCGCGCCGCGCGAUGAUGGUAGUGCCAGCCAUGUCAAAGAGUGUGUUGGGCAAACACCAGCGAAUUGUGGGGUACUUCUAAUGGGCAGUCGAUCGCUGUCGCCGGCGCCGUGCUUCCCCAGCGAUGACAUAUCCCCCUCUGCACGCCCGCAGCUGCAGCAGGAUCACCACCUCGCCGGCACACCAUCAAGGAACCGUCGCCCCCCAUCCUCGCAGCCUCGCGAGUCGUCUCAUGCGCCUCAGCGACGCCAACCGCACAAGCAACAGCAGGAGCUGAGUCCAGGCGACAACCCACGCAGCCAUCGAGGAGACGGCGAGCGUGGCGUCAGCGGCAGUGGCGCCCCCAACGACUGGUGGCAGCGACCGGUGCCUUCGAACAGCAAGGUCUCUUCCUUUGGAGGCAAUACCCGUCCGCGCAAGCUGUCACCGUCUAGAAAUUCACCCGACGAGGACCGCCGUCGCAGCCAGCGUGAGAAGCAGAUUCAGUUCGGGUACGUCACGGACGGCUACACGAACAUGAAGCGGCUCAUCGCGCACGACCCGCUGCUGAGGAGCGGCGGCAUCCUCCCGCUUUCGCCACCGGAUGUCGUCAAGGGGAGCAAGCGCCUGUGGGACAUUCAACUCCGCAAGUGGCGUCGAGCACUACACAUGUUCGACUACGUAUUUAUCGAUGGUGAAGAUCACCCGGAGACACGGGCGAAGGUGCUGGAGGAGCAGCGGCGGCAGUGGGUAAGCGAGGCAUUCAACGAGAUGCCGCGUGAGGCGCGACUGAAGAUCGACCUCGACACCCUGCGCGGCGUCCAGCACUCCUCUGCCGUGCCGAGUAGAAUCCCCAUCGAGGAAGACCUCCGAUGCAUCCUGCGAAGCGACGACUGCUACGAGUCCGUCCGCAGCGUCGUACCGCAGAGUGCAUCGUCGCUGACCAAGGGCACCGAUAUCAGUCCCCUCGAGGCGGGCAUCAAGAUCCACAUUGCGCCGUCGGCCGCGGUGCUGCAGCGGCAGCAGGCGCAACUUGAAGUGCAGCAGCGACUCUCCUCCCUUCACCAGCAACAGCAGCAUCAGCAUGUGCUGGCAACAGAGGUGGCACCGGAAAGUAUGGAGACGGGCUCACACGUGCCGAGCGCCCCACCAGUGCUAGGAGCAACGGUUGAGAGCGCGGCUGUCGAGCCACCCGUCGAGCUCUCACCAAGUCCGCGUCGUCCACCGCUGCCGCUGCUGUCCACACAGUCGCCAUCGAAUUUCUCAUGCCCCUCUCAGCCGCAGAAGGCGUUCGAGACGACGCCGCAUCGGCAGCUCUGCUGCAGUCCCAGAGACGAGCAACGGUGCAGCACCCUCAGCUCCAGCCCACUACCGCGCGCGGCCGCAGCGCCAGCGCCCACAGCAUUCGGCAGCACUGAGACACCCCCGGGGAUCUCGGCCAGUCAACCUCGCACCCUCUCUCUCUCGGGCAGCUCAGCACGAGUGCAGGGUGCUUCACUGAGUUUGCGAGGCGUGUCGGCAACAGCAGCGGUGCUGGCGCCGCCUCCGCCGUUUGCCAACCCUACACCUUGCAUCGUGCCGAACGUGUGGAUGCCCGGAGUGACUGUAUCGUCAACACCGGCAGCAACAGCAGCACCCGCCACCAUGGCAGCGACAGCGCAGCCGCUAAUGCCGUGGUGCAGUCACUGCGGUCAUUGUAUCGGUCUCCCAGCGCCGACCAUCACUGGUACGCCGUAUGGAGGCAUGCGUGCCAGUACCGCCGGCAACCGCGGCGGUGUGCUGGCGCCGGCCCAGGUGCCGCCACAGCACGUAAACCCAGUCGCCAUAGGCGGCACCAAUGGUGCUAUGAUGCCACCAUCCAUGCAGUUCCCUGGUGCAAUGCCGUACAUGAGCCAUCCCACGGAUUCUAUGGCGGCGGCGGCGGUGGCCACCUCCCCUCUGUACUGGCAGAUGCUGACACCGCCGGUUGUUGAACGGAUUGGAGGCGGCGGCACCUUCACCGCCCACCACGGCAGCAGUCGCAGUCAGUAUCGCCAGUCCGAUGCGCGGCAAGACGCCUUCGCAACGAUGCCACGCUCCGCCGCAGCUGCAGCCGGCAGAUCGUGUCCGCGAGACGGGCACUGUCGUAGCAGCGGGGCCGUCGCUACAGGCGGUGGGACGGCGACGCCGCAGACGGUGCCGCGGUUUGUCGCACAACUGUCCACCUCGCCCAAUGAGGUACGACUCGGCGAGCGACAGUCCGCCGAACGCCUCUACAGCGCAGAGGUCGCCAGUGGUGAUGUGUCAGCGGCCACGAAGCCGCGUGCCACAGACACCAAAGCCGCAGCAGCAGCGCCACCACCGCUACGGCAGCCAUCCUCUGCCUUUGAUGCCGCCGCCGACGCUGCGCGUCUGGAGAAGAGUCAGUCCGCGUUGGCGGUUACGCCUGAACGAAAGCUCUUCGGCACGGGCAUCAUCGCUGAGGUGACGACAGAGUCGCGGUCAGUGGUCGUGGAGGCACUGCAGCAACACGAGACACAGCAGGGCACACCGUCGGGCAAACUGAGGCCGACGCUGGAGGUCGAGGAUGCGCCGGUGGGCCCUCUUGUCUUCGAUGGCGACGAGUAG